AUAGCUUUUGUUUCGACAUAGUGUCACAACAUCUUGACGCCGCAUCAAAGCCGGUUGGUGUUCGAAGACUCUUCCCAAACCAGCUGCUACACCUACACCCCAGCGGAGCAGUUUAAAACCUUUCGCUAUGGCCUACCUCAACGCCGUGAACCUGCACGCGCUUCCGGUGAACAACCAAUCGCGAUCGCCCGAGCCGGCGUCCGUCGUUUUCUGCCACGGCCCGGAGUGGACGUGGCGCUACCAGAGAAACCAGAAGCAGGACCGUCUGGACAACCGCUUCAUGUACCAGGACCAGGGGCCCCCCAUGUACCGCCUGCUGGGCCCCCCACUUCACGGUGCAUUCUUUGCCCCCCGAAGACGGACUUCCACACGCAGACGCAAUCGUUCCAUUUCGAGCCGUCUGCUGAUGUUUACCCCAGUUACAAAAACGGGAACGCGAUCUUCCCACCCGGCGCCCCACCCGCCCAGACGGCUAUGUUUGACGGUCUCAGAUCUAGCCCUGGGCGAGACAUUCGGACGGCCACGACUGACAUGGCCAAUCAGAGAGGUGACAGUUACCUGGCCUGGGACAAGUACCGUUACCUACCUGGUCCGCCAUCUGAGACACAGAUCUACAGGCAGCUGUAGUUUACCUGGGGUGUACAGCAUCAGCUUUUGAAUCAUCCAGUUCUACAAACAACAUACUGAACCAAACCAUACGACUGAAGAUCAUUCAGCGCUGUAAAAACGUUGACAACAUUCACCGACUGAACGAUACUUUGAUGUUUUGUUAUCACGACAGCUUAUUCAUUGUAUUGUAUAACAGAUGUUAAUAAAAUGCUACUAAACAAAGUA
Messenger RNA from Physella acuta, 834 nucleotides. RefSeq lists its product as uncharacterized. The record is from RefSeq and is a predicted model, not a curated record. NCBI's taxonomy places the organism in Eukaryota, Metazoa, Mollusca, Gastropoda, Physidae.